GAAAACUAUGCCUGGGGCCGGCGCUCGGCCCGGCUGCUGCCGCUGAGGAAAGCCGGGACGCGGAGCCCCGCCGAGAGCUUCUUUGCUCCGGACGCCCCUGGACGUGGCGGGCAGCUGCGAGGGUGACCACCAUGAUCCCCUGGGUGCUCCUGGCCUGUGCCCUCCCCUGUGCUGCUGACCCACUGCUUGGCGCCUUUGCUCGCAGGGACUUCCGGAAAGGCUCCCCUCAACUGGUCUGCAGCCUGCCUGGCCCCCAGGGCCCACCCGGCCCCCCAGGAGCCCCAGGACCCUCAGGAAUCAUGGGACGAAUGGGCUUUCCUGGCAAAGACGGCCAAGAUGGAUACGAUGGCGACCGGGGGGACAGCGGAGAGGAAGGUCCACCUGGCCGGACAGGUAACCGGGGAAAGCCAGGACCAAAGGGCAAAGCCGGGGCCAUUGGGCGGGCUGGCCCCCGUGGCCCCAAGGGCAUCAACGGUACCCCCGGGAAGCAUGGCACGCCAGGCAAGAAGGGGCCCAAGGGCAAGAAGGGGGAGCCGGGCCUCCCAGGCCCCUGCAGCUGUGGCAGUGGCCAUACCAAGUCAGCUUUCUCGGUGGCAGUGACCAAGAGCUACCCACGGGAGCGGCUGCCCAUCAAGUUUGACAAGAUUCUGAUGAAUGAGGGUGGCCACUACAAUGCUUCCAGCGGCAAGUUCGUCUGCGGUGUGCCUGGAAUCUACUACUUCACCUACGACAUCACACUGGCCAACAAGCACCUGGCCAUCGGCCUGGUGCACAACGGCCAGUACCGCAUCCGGACCUUUGAUGCCAACACCGGCAACCACGAUGUGGCCUCAGGCUCCACCAUCCUGGCUCUCAAGCAGGGUGAUGAAGUCUGGCUGCAGAUCUUCUACUCGGAGCAGAAUGGGCUCUUCUACGACCCUUACUGGACAGACAGCCUCUUUACGGGCUUCCUAAUCUAUGCUGACCAGGAUGACCCCAACGAGGUAUAGACAUGCCAGGGUGGUCCUCCAGGCAGGGAACAAGCUUCUGGACUUGGGCUUACAGAGCAAGACCCCUCAACUGUAGGCUGGGGGUGGAGGGUCGACUGAGCGGUUCUAGCCUCAGGUUGACCUCCUUUGCCUCUUUUUUUCCCCAUCAUUAAAUCCAAACCUUUUUAUUCAUCCAA
Symphalangus syndactylus (siamang) is the source of this 1165-nucleotide messenger RNA. It is a transcript of the gene C1QTNF2, whose product is annotated as C1q and TNF related 2. Gene Ontology annotation, molecular function: protein binding. The record is from RefSeq and is a predicted model, not a curated record. Lineage: Eukaryota; Metazoa; Chordata; Mammalia; Primates; Hylobatidae.